CCGAUCUCUUCGCUCAUCCAUCGCACUGCACUGAAGAAGCACGCGAGAGGUAGCAAAUAAUUCAAUUCGCCGUGACGAGCGUCAACCGGAAGCAGUUGCAGGUUGUCAGGAAAAAAAAACAAUGGAGGGGAAGAAGCAGAUGCUCGCCACCUUGGUCGGCUGCAACUACGCCGGCACGCCCCACGAGCUGCGGGGCUGCAUCAACGACGUCGUCGCCAUGCGCGACACCCUCGUCGCCCGCUUCGGCUUCGCGCCCCGCGACAUCACCGUCCUCACCGACGACGACGGCGGCCGCGGCUCCUCGCCGUCCGCCGUGCUCCCGACCGGCGCCAACAUCAAGCGCGCGCUGGCCGAGAUGGUGUCCCGCGCGGCGCCCGGGGACGUGCUCUUCUUCCACUACAGCGGCCACGGCACGCUCGUCCCGCACCGCCGUGGCCACGGCCACGACGGGCGCCCGGACGAGGCCAUCGUGCCCUGCGACUUCAACCUCAUCACUGACGUGGAUUUCCGGCAGCUGGUGGACCGUGUGCCGCAAGGCGCGACGUUCACCAUGGUGUCCGACUCGUGCCACAGCGGCGGCCUAAUCGACCAGGAGAAGGAGCAGAUCGGCCCCUCCGCCGACCAACUCGCCGUCGACAGCUGUACACCACCAGCUGCUUCCGCCCGCGCCCGCUUUUUGCCGUACGCGACCGUCGUGGGCCACCUCUCCGGCGCCUCGGGCGUCAACGCGUCCCACCACGUCGCCGACCACCUCCUCGCGCUCUUCGGCGCCGACGCCAGCGCCAAGUUCCGCCACCACGACAACGCGCCGAGCCCCGACGGCGGGAUCCUUCUGAGCGGGUGCCAGACGGACGAGACCUCCGCGGACGUGCCGGGGGACGACGACGAGGAGGCGGCGGGGGUGGGUGGCAACAAGGCGUGCGGCGCGUUCAGCAGCGCGAUGCAGGCCGUGCUGGCGGCGCACCCGGCGCCGGUGAGCAACCGGGAGGUGGUGAGCCGGGCCAGGGAGAUGCUGCGUGAGAAGGGGUUCGAGCAGCACCCCUGCCUCUACUGCAGCGACGCCAACGCCGACGCGCCGUUCCUCUGCCAGCAGCAGGAGCCCGCGCUGUGAUUGUCGUCUGUGAUUUGUGCUGAUGACAUGCCAAUAUUACUUUCUGCUUAUAUGUAAUCUGUGACUUUUCAUACCGAAGAACAAAAUUCCUGCUUAUACUGACCACAUUCCACACCAUUUCGAUCA
Molecule: messenger RNA, 1237 nt
Organism: Setaria italica (foxtail millet)
Lineage: Eukaryota; Viridiplantae; Streptophyta; Magnoliopsida; Poales; Poaceae
Product: metacaspase-9
Exons: 2
Coding region: 122-1111 (329 amino acids)
Biological process (GO): proteolysis
Molecular function (GO): cysteine-type endopeptidase activity
Source: RefSeq, a predicted model, not a curated record